This is a messenger RNA of Poecilia reticulata (guppy), 2386 nucleotides long. It is a transcript of the gene chrnb5b, whose product is annotated as cholinergic receptor, nicotinic, beta 5b. Gene Ontology annotation, biological process: monoatomic ion transmembrane transport. The record is from RefSeq and is a predicted model, not a curated record. Gene Ontology annotation, molecular function: acetylcholine-gated monoatomic cation-selective channel activity; transmembrane signaling receptor activity. Lineage: Eukaryota; Metazoa; Chordata; Actinopteri; Cyprinodontiformes; Poeciliidae. Gene Ontology annotation, cellular component: postsynaptic membrane.
GGAAACUUAGCUUCCUAUUACUUGUCACACUUAGAAACUGUGGAUCAGGUGAGCAGAGAGUGAAACCGACGCAGCCAAGACGACGAGACAGUGAUUUAAUCCUCUAUCUCGAUAAUUGAGUCAACGACCCUCUUACUUCUAGCAAGUAUUUUCUAUUAAAACAAAACUCUCAUCGGUGAGAGGAAACCAGGCAGGACUCGGAUUUCCACGGCGUGGCUUCCUCUGCGCGCAAUCACAGCUGCUGGACCGGCGGUGGAGUCGGUGCGCUCUAGCAGAAGACAUCCAACCUCCUCUUCUCCCGGCUCAGUCUGCAGCCUGCGUUCCUCUCCAUCCUCUAGAUGCCUCCGAGCUUCAUCAACUAUCUGAGUCUGACACGAUGGCAGCACUAUAACCGCUUUUGUCUUGGUUUGCUUCGAUUUUUCGUUUUCCUCCUGCCGAUUUGAGUAAACCUCACGCCAAGAAAACGCAACAGACUCUCUCCAUCUGGAAGUUUGGGAGCGCGCGUCGCUCUGGAGGAGAUAAAGCGAUGGGGGUCCCGGUGAAAACAGCGCUGGCUCUCCUGGUUCUCGCCGUGGCAGCUGCCCUGUGUGCAGACGUAGAGGAGAGGCUGGUGAGUCACCUGUUGUCACCGGAGCGGUAUAACAAGCUGAUCAGGCCGGCUGUCAACAACAGCCAGCAGGUCUCCAUUAACAUACAAGUGUCCCUGGCCCAGCUGAUCAACGUGAAUGAGAGGGAGCAGAUCAUGACCACCAACUGCUGGUUAACCCAGGGAUGGAAUGACUACAGAUUAAUGUGGGAUCCCAACGAGUAUGAGGGAAUCAAGAAAAUCAGGCUCCCGUCACAGCACAUCUGGCUUCCAGAUAUCGUCCUCUAUAAUAACGCUGAUGGAACGUAUGAAGUUUCYUUCUAYUGCAAYGCUUUAGUUUCCAACAAUGGAGAUGUUGACUGGCUCCCGCCGGCUAUCUACAAGUCCGCCUGCAAAAUCGAAGUCCGAGAUUUCCCCUUUGACCARCAAAACUGCACCUURAAGUUUCGUUCCUGGACGUACGACCACACAGAAAUAGAUCUCAACCUCCUCAGCGAUUAUGCWUCACGGGAUGACUUCAAACCCAGCGGUGAGUGGGAUAUCGUUUCCCUGCCGGGACGAAAGAAUGAAGACCCAAACGACAUCAGAUACCUGGAUAUYACCUAUGACUUCAUCAUCAAGAGGAAACCUCUGUUCUACACCAUCAACUUGAUMAUUCCCUGCAUCCUCAUCACCUCCYUGGCCAUCCUGGUGUUUUACCUUCCAUCAGACUGUGGUGAGAAGAUGACUCUUUGCAUCUCCGUCCUCCUCGCCCUGACUGUGUUUCUACUUCUUAUCUCAAAGAUAGUGCCGCCAACAUCUUUAGCUGUGCCUCUCAUUGGGAAGUACCUGAUGUUUACAAUGGUGCUGGUCACCUUCUCCAUUGUCACAAGCGUUUGYGUGCUCAACAUCCACCAUCGGUCCCCAAGCACUCACACCAUGCCGCCUUGGGUCAAGCGGGUCUUUCUCCACCGGCUCCCUUCUUUCCUCUUCAUGAGGAGACCCGGCAGCUCAAACAUCCGCGAGAAAUUCAGGAAAAAACACCAGAGGAAAAAGUGUUCAGAUCAGAGGCAGUGCGGAGCAGAGAGUGGGACGAGCAUCUCUGCAGGGGUGGCGGAUUCUUCACCGUCCUUCUAUGUCAAUGAAGAGUCAGCCAAGCGCUACGGCUGGAGAGUCAGUGACUUAUCGGAGAACACAGAGAUCAGGAAGAGGAUGACGCUCAAGAGUAAUAUUGAUGUGGAGGACGCAGUGGAUGGAGUGCGCUACAUUGCUGAGAAAAUGAAGAAUGAAGAUGAUGAUGAAGGGAUCAUUGAAGACUGGAAAUAUGUGGCCAUGGUGAUUGACCGCCUCUUCCUGUGGAUUUUUGUAUGUGUGUGCGUCGUUGGUACUGCAGGACUUUUCAUGCAGCCUCUGUUCCAGAGUUACAACACCCCGGUUAUUGAAGACGCAGAGCAUAAAUAAAACCAGAAGCUCCACCCUUAAAUUCUAACAUUUCUCUAAAAUUAAAUAAAAUUUCUAGGAACUUAACAGAUCUCUGUUAGGAUGUUUGACACAUGCAUCUUGCACAUCCAUCACUUCACCUGCUGACUUUUGAUCUUCGGAUUUUAUUGUCCUCUACGCACCCAGUGUUGUCAUAUCAGGUAAUUUAUAAUCAACAGUGGAGCAAGAUUAAUUAAUCUAUGUUAAUAAGGCAAGAUAACUCCCUUUGUUUCUUUUUGCCAAUGGCACAUAUGCUGUAUGGAUUUAUAUCAUUUGUAUUUGCCUUGUAAAAAAGACACAGGAGAAAACAAAUAAAAGUUCUGAUGGGUUUCGUGACUGUGA